Belonocnema kinseyi is the source of this 2864-nucleotide messenger RNA. RefSeq names its product poly(ADP-ribose) glycohydrolase-like. Gene Ontology annotation, cellular component: nucleus; cytoplasm. NCBI's taxonomy places the organism in Eukaryota, Metazoa, Arthropoda, Insecta, Hymenoptera, Cynipidae. The transcript is spliced from 10 exons. Gene Ontology annotation, biological process: regulation of DNA repair; carbohydrate metabolic process; nucleotide-sugar metabolic process. Bases 411 to 2798 code for a protein of 795 amino acids. Gene Ontology annotation, molecular function: poly(ADP-ribose) glycohydrolase activity. The record is from RefSeq and is a predicted model, not a curated record.
CGAAUCUCUGUCACGAUUUUAUACAUUUUUAUGUCAACGUUAAUAGUUAACAAACUAGUAAAUGAUACAUUUCUUCGGAAUUUAAUUUUAUACACUUGGAGAUGGAAUAAAGAAUUUGGUGAUUAUUAUUUUAUUUGCAUAAAACAAAAUUUGUCAGACAUUUAAUGCGCGAAACUGUCAUUCUAACCAACAAAACUUUGACAUCAACUUUCCAAAGAUUCGUUAUAACUGGUUAUAAUAUAUGAGUAAUCAGAUAAAAGUUGUUCAUGUAUCCUAUAAUGUAAUGUUUAUGCUAAAGUAAAAAUCAAAUUGUUAAGCUUGAUCAAUAAUUACUCCCAAGCCAAAUGUGUUUUUUCAUGUGAACAGUGUAAACAAAAACCACCAAUAUAGAGCAAGUACAAAGAAGCAGAAUGUCUGAAAAUAGAUUAAACCUGGAAGAUGAAGUUUCAUCCCCAGAUCUCUUUUCUGAUUCGGAAGCUGGGUUAAAUGUUUCCAAUAUUUUAACUUCUGAAGAAGAGCCAGUUUUUAGUGCACCAGAACCUAGUUACGUCUUGCCUGAAUGGAAAGGAGUCAGUCUAGAAGAAAUUUACAAAGGUCGUGGACCAUUCGAAUUUCAAGAAUUACCACACAUUCAUUCCUCGGCAACACACACUGUGUUAUUUGCUCUACCUCUUUCGGAUCGUGGUCCUCCAAAACCUUAUCCGCCACAAUCGGCCGACAAAUGGAGUCCCGGAUACGUUCGAAUGCCACAUUCUCACCAUAGCCUCUAUCCCAUAGAAAAGGAAGGUAAAAACAAAGAACUACGGCGUCGCUGGGAAAUAAUCCAAGAAGCUCUUUUACAAACUUUCACUUCCAGCUUCCAAUUGGAGGCUGCUAUUUUUUCCUACAAUCACAAAUACGCUCAUCGAUGGGAUUUUUCAGCCUUGCAUCAUUUUUUCUCCGAGGUGGUAGACGAAGACGAAGCGGAAAUGUUUUUUAAAAUAUUGCUACCGAAAAUAAUACAACUGGCUCUUCAACUUCCGACCCUUAUAACGGGAGCAAUUCCUCUAUUAACUCGACACUCAAAUGCAUCGAUUAGUUUAAGUCAGUUGCAAGUUGCAUCUUUGCUGGCGAACGCAUUUCUCUGCACUUUUCCAAGGCGAAACUCGAUGAAUCCACAAUCGGAAUAUGGAAAUUAUCCAUACAUCAAUUUCAACAAACUUUUCUCAGCAUUCAGGGAAAACCGACCCGAUAAGUGCAACUCUAUAAUGGAGAAAUUAAAGUGCAUUUUCCAUUACUUCCGAAGAGUCACAGCAAAAACGCCUGACGGCACGAUAACUAUUCAAAGGCGGUAUAUUCCAAAAGAAGAUUGUCCAAGGUGGAAUCAACAGUCUCAAAAGUUGCCUUCGCUGCACAUAACGAGCAAAGGUACGAUUGAAACCGAAGGAGCAGGUCUUCUACAGGUCGAUUUUGCGAACAUGUAUGUUGGUGGCGGAGUUCUUGGCUGGGGUUGUGUUCAAGAAGAAAUUCGAUUCGUCAUCUGCCCCGAGUUGUUGGUAACUAUGCUAGUCGCAGAAGUUCUUGACGAUACUGAAGCACUCGUUAUUAGUGGAGUCGAACGAUUUAGUAAAUACGAAGGCUACAGCAACUCUUUCAAGUGGGCUGGAGAUUUUAUCGAUGAGACACCACAAGAUCACAGUGGAAGGCGAAAAACUUCGGUUGUAGCAAUUGACGCCUUGUCCUUCAAGCAGCCAAGUACUCAGUUCAAGAUGAGUAACGUGAUUCGGGAACUGAACAAGGCCUAUGUUGGAUUUCACGGCCACGAUUCUCACAGAGAAAAUUUGCCAGCUGUCGCGACUGGAAACUGGGGUUGUGGCGUUUUUCAUGGCAAUCCUCAGUUAAAAGUCUUACUGCAAUUAAUGGCAGCAUCGGUUGCCGGACGGUCAGUUGUUUAUUUCACUUUUGGGGAUGCCGAGCUGAGAGACAGUGUUUCCGAAAUGUACUGGCAUCUUGUGCAACAGAACGUAGACAUUGGUCAGUUGUUUUCCUUACUCUCGCAGUAUCAAGAAUCAAUGUCCAGGUCCCAUCGGGAUUUUUAUCGUUUCUUAUAUAACAAGAGCAAAAUGAAACCAAUUAUGGAUUACUUCAGGGUAGUAAAACCGAGCACUGAGUUCAUUUCGGAGACAAAGUCCUCGAAAUCUUCUAAAACUCCGGAAAAAAGGAAAUAUGAAAGCAGUUUGAAGCAGGCGGGAAGUUUGUCAGAUGUAGUGAUGGCAAAUUUGUUAGAUUCUGAUGACCAGGAUCUUGAAGCAAAGUUGGAGGCAAUAGAGAAGGAAGCUAGUCAAGUUUUGAAAGGAAAAACCAACGAUUUAGGUCGAGAGAAAGACUUCAAGAGCAAAGAGAAUGGGAGAUCCAGGGAGUUUAAUAAAAUGGCUAAACAAGAAACUUUUGCUGAAGACAAGCCUGUUUACAAGCAUAAGAGUGAAAACAAUUGUAAAAGUAUGUCUGAACAGAAUCAUUUAAAUGCAUCGCCCAAGAAGAAAUUAUCUCUUUGGGAUUUGCCAGUGUACAAAGAAUCUGCAAAAUCAACAAAAUCGAUUGAAUCGAAUAAAGAUGUAGAACUCGAGGACAAAAAAUUGACGGAACGAGAUGAAGAGAACAUAUCCGAAAAUAAAAUGACGGAAACGAUUCUCAAAAAUGAGAGUAAGGAAGAGUCGACACCGCAAAGUAAAUUAUCUACGAUACAAAGUAAAAAUUCGCCUUGUACGAAGAAGACUGCACAAAAAAAAAUAUCGGACUUUUUCUUAUCAAAUUUGUAAAAAUUUGACAGUGACUAUGUCGCUUUUGUAAAUAAAUGUAUGAUAAUAAUAAAGUCGCAUGUAUCU